Triplophysa rosa is the source of this 2741-nucleotide messenger RNA. RefSeq names its product elastin microfibril interfacer 2b (gene emilin2b). The transcript is spliced from 9 exons. Gene Ontology annotation, molecular function: protein binding. The coding region runs from base 126 to 2726 and encodes 866 amino acids. The record is from RefSeq and is a predicted model, not a curated record. Lineage: Eukaryota; Metazoa; Chordata; Actinopteri; Cypriniformes; Nemacheilidae.
GGGUGCCAGUCUCUCCAUUCACUACUAUCACUGAAACUCAUACAGUGUUCAAGAAACUUUGUUAAAACAUUUCAUUCGAGUUUAUCAUAAAUGCAUGCGUGCUCACUCCUGUAAGAUCGUUUAAAAUGAAGUGCGCUCUUGGAGGUUACGUGCACCUCUGUGUGUGGAUUAUACACUUUCUUACCUUUCCAUUGGUUUAUGGAAGCCCAUCGAGGUUAAGUCUGUUUCAGGGCAAUCCCUAUUCAGGCUCGGUCUCACGACAAAGGAACAAAAACUGGUGCGCGUUCGUUGUGCACAGAAACGUGUCGUGCGCGGUGGUGGCGGCUACUGAAAACGUCAUGGAACCGCAUUUCGCGCCCUGCGCGCCGCAUCAGCCGGACUGUGCACAGCGGGUGAUGUAUCAUACUCGUUUGAGGACGAUAUACAAAGUAGGCUACAAACAGGUGACGGAGCUGGAGUGGAGGUGUUGCCCGGGGUUUCAGGGUCAUGACUGUACUGAACUGAAAGAUGCCCCACCAAGACCUCACGUCCUGGAGGAACCACGUCAGUCCAACAACGGGCAACAACAGAGCGUGCUUGGACCAGAGCUUUUCUCUGGGACACACCCAUGGGCACCUCAAGGGCACAGCGGACCGGCUGUUGAUCCCUUGACGCAGACAGGACAGCCCCCUCACGAGAGUCGCCGAGUUCAGGCGUUAGAGGAAGAAGUGGAACGUCUUACUCAGACAGUCCUUGACCUCCAAAGUGCUAUGACAUCGGCCAAUGCAAACCUGCGGAUGGAGUUACAGGAAGACGCCAGCAAGAUCAUCGAAAACAUGUUGGGGAACUUGCGACAACCGCAGGAUGUCAAGACGGGUGGAACUGAGAGCAUCUUGCUCCCAUACGACCUUCAUGAGUCACCCGGGGCAGAUGAGCUCCAGAAUCAAGUCACCCACCUCUCCAACACGAUCAAUGCCAAUACAAACAGCAUCCAAGAUCUGCACGUUCGGAUCCAGAACAUUGACGAACAGCUUCAUCAACUAACAGAGACGACCGCCUCGCAUCAACCUUCCUCCACAGCUUCACCCAAUGAGUGUCCAUGCCAGCCGCACAUAGAUGAGAAGCUUUCCGCCCUCCGUACGGAGCUUCUCGAAGGCAUGGACAUCAAAUUAUCCGACCUGAAGAAUGCGUGCGACUACAAGGUGAUGUCGGUUCAGGAGCAGUGCGAGGAACAAGAGACUUCAUACUUGAGCUUGGCAGAGCUUCUCGACUCCAAAGAGACCGAACUCCGCAAAGAGAUUCAAGACUUGCGUCUUCUUCUUCCAAACACAACCUCCUCCCCAGGACUGAACAAUGCUGAGGUCCAGAAGCUAAAAGACAACCAGCAGAUUCUGACCGACGCCAUCAGGCAACAGAACGCCACCCUUGAGCAGAUUGACGCGCAGGGACGUGUUCUGGAGAUGAGCGUAAAAGGUGCGGAGAAACUUUGCCUCAACCUUGAGGAGAAGUUGAGAGGUGAACGACUUAAAGAAGAGGAAGAACAAAACCAAGCAUUUGAAGAAAAGAUCAGUAAUGUGCAACGGAACGGAUCAGAUCAUGACCAGCGGCUGGAAGUCCUGGAGAGACGCUCGCACAUCCUGCAGGAUGAGUUGGGCACUCUUGCUCAUAAGAUGAACGCCGUCCCAGUUCUCAACCAGUCCCGAACUCUUGAGGGUCACAAUGAAAGUGUGCAGCAGAAGGCCGAGAUGCUGGAGGUGGAUUGCAGGCGAAGCCAAGAGCAGGUGGCAACGAUGACGGACUUGCUCAACGCCCUUGAUAGACGCGUGGCGAGCAUCGAGGGUGUUUGUGGCCGCUUCGAGCCGAUGUCAGACAGUCUGAAACGGAUUAAAGAUGGACUCAACAAACACGUGAACGGCCUGUGGACCUGCGUCCGCCAACUUAACAGCACAGUGCGCACACAUACGAGAGACAUUAACACGUUUAAAGGCAACUCGUCACGAUUCGGGCAGGACGGGAUCGGCACGACGCAAUAUACAGGUGUUCGUGAAGGUGCACCAGCUGUAAAUGUUCCCAUGGAAGGAGACCUGUCGCUCUCACAGCGGCCCGUGAUGAUGUCAGGGGAGGCGGGGCCUCCUGGAACCAAACUCUCAUUGCACGCCCCUCAGGGCACCAAUGGGAGCAUGACACCCGUUACGGGCUACGCCGGAGCACCUGGUUACCCACAGUUUCCUGCGGGCGGGCUCAGUCCAGAUUCUGUGUCCGCACAGAUUCCGUUGAAGACGGUUCAAAUGGCCUCAGGUGAAGUGCGAGCGAUGACACGCGUGUCGUUUUCGGCCGGUCUGACACUUCUGCCGUUUCCUGGUGAAAUCGCCGUCAUUCGAUUCAACAACGUUCUCUUAAACGAUGGAGGACAUUACGACCCGAAAACAGGCGUGUUCACAGCACCAGUGGAUGGACGGUACCUGCUCAGCGCCGUCCUAACAGCACAGACUGGAGAGCGAGUGGAAGCCUAUCUCUCAGUAGGCAAUCGCAACAUCCAGAAGCUCUACACCGCUGGAGUGGGGGGCGGAGCCGGUGAGGGGUGUGUCUGUGGAGGGUCCGCCUCUGUAAAUCUUGCUCUUAAUCUGAAGCGAGGUCAGAGGGCGGGGCUUGUGCUGACCUCAGGGAAACUGGCGAUAUCAGCGUCCAGUGAAAUUCUGUCUUCAUUCAGUGGAGUGUUGCUUUACCCAACAGUGGCCAAACGAUAGCCAACGGCAACGCUG